UUCUCCCACCCCUGCUCCGCGCCUCUCCUGMCGAGCYUGCCUCCUCCSGGUCCCCGUCCCCCAGCCCGCUCCWGCUCGGCCCCCGCACUCCUGCCGCCCGUUUCAGCCAGAAUUCGAGCUCUCGGGAUUCCCUUUCCCUGUCAGUCCCGAACCCGCUCCGGUCCAGGUAUGGACAGAGCUGUGAAGGGGACCUGUGUGCCGUGGUGCUGAUGGCGAGCUCUAGGACUGGUGCUCCAUGAAGAGGUGAAACCAUGAAGAGAAAAUAGAACAAAUAAUAAUGCUUUUCCGAAAUCGCUUCUUGCUGCUGCUGGCCCUGGCUGCACUGCUGGCCUUCCUGAGCCUCAGCCUGCAGUUCUUCCACCUGAUCCCCAUGUCAGCAGCUAGGAACGGAGCAAGCAGCAAGAGCCGAAAGAGAAUCAUGCCUGACCCGGUGACGGAGCCCCCGGUGACAGACCCGGUUUACGAAGCCCUUCUGUACUGCAACAUCCCUCGAGUGGCCGAGCGCAGCAUGGAAGGUCACGCCCCACAUCAUUUCAAGCUGGUCUCCGUGCAGGUGCUGAUUCGCCAUGGGGACAGGUACCCACUGUAUGCCAUUCCAAAGACAAAGCGGCCAGAAAUCGACUGCACUCUGAUGGCUAACAGGAAACCUUACCACCCUAAACUGGAAGCUUUCGUGAAUCACAUGUCCAAGGGAUCAGGAUCCUCUUUCGAAAGCCCCUUGAACUCUAUGCCGCUCUACCCCAACCAUGCCCUGUGUGAGAUGGGGGAGCUCACGCAGACAGGAGUCGUGCAGCAUUUGCAGAAUGGCCAGCUGCUGGGGGACAUCUACCUAAAGAAACACAAACUCCUGCCGAGUGACUGGUCCCCGGACCAGCUUUACCUAGAGACCACGGGAAGGAGCCGCACCCUACAGAGCGGGCUGGCCUUGCUCUAUGGCUUCCUCCCAGAUUUUGACUGGAAGAAGAUCUAUUUCCGGCACCAGCCAAGUGUGCUCUUCUGCUCCGGAAACUGCUAUUGCCCCGUGAGAAACCAGUAUCUGGAAAAGGAGCAGCGUCGCCAGUACCUCCUGCGGUUGAAGAACAGCCAGCUGGAGCAGACCUAUGGGGAGAUGGCCAAGAUCGUGAACGUCCCCACCAAGCUGCUCCGGGCUGCCAACCCCAUCGACUCCAUGCUUUGUCACUUCUGCCACAACGUCAGCUUCCCCUGCACCAGCAGCGGCUGUUUCGACAUGGAGCACUUCAAGGUGAUCAAGAUGCACCAGAUCGAGGAUGAGAAAGAGAGGCGCAAGAAGAGACUGUACCUGGGGUACUCGCUGCUGGGCGCCCACCCCAUUCUCAAUCAAACCAUCGAUCGGAUGCAGCGCAUUGCCGAGGGCAGGAAGGACGAGGUCUUUGCCCUCUACUCUGCCCACGACGUCACUCUGUCACCAGUUCUCAGUGCCUUGGGCCUUUCGGAAGCCAGGUUCCCGAGGUUUGCCGCCAGGCUCAUCUUUGAGCUCUGGCAAGACAGAGAAAAGCCCAGCGAACAUUCUGUGCGGAUUCUCUACAAUGGAGUCGACGUGACAUUCCACACCUUCUUCUGCCAGGACCACCACAAGCGUUCUUCCAAGCCCAUGUGUCCUCUUGAGAACUUGGUCCGCUUUGUCAAAAGGGACAUGUUUGUGACCCUGGACAGCAGUAGUACUAAUUAUCAUGAUGCCUGUCACAGGGAAGGAGUCUAAAGAUACAUGGUACAGCCUACAUUGGUACCGAGGGCUGGCAGGGUUCUCUUCUACUUCUGUCUGUUGGUAAAGGUACGAGAAUAUUGAUUUUUAAAGGUGAAAACUUGYGUUUUGGAGCCACAGAGGCGGUCCAGGCUGAACACUAAGCACAUGUUCUAAGUUGGUACGUGAGUUACUCAGUACACAAURGCCAGUACACAGGAAGAAGGAGGUACUGUUUCAUAGCCAGACCACUCCGAAUGCCAGGUUAAUAGUCACUAUCCAAAGUUGCCAAUCAAAGUUUGUAUUCCUUUGGCCUGCCGUAGAACCAGCAAACCUUAGCCAAAUUUUCUUAAUCUUGGACACUUUUACCUCGUCCUUGUCCAAUGAAAAAUUUCCAGAAGGGAUUUGUCUAAAACAGGGGUUGGCCAAUGUUUUUCCAUAAAGAGGCAGAGAGAGAGGCAGAGAGUAGAUAUUUUACACCGUGCAAAAGGCCACACAUCUUCUCUGUCACUUCUCAACUCUGCCCUAGCAAUGCAGAGCAACCAGAGACAACACAGAAAGAAGUAAAGUGUGGCUGUGGGCACAGGCCCUACAAAACAGGCGGUGGCCCAUGGUGGCUCACAGGGUAUAGUGUGCUGACCCCUGAUUUAAAAUCAGGCUGUACUAUAAUUGCACUCUCAGCACUUUGAGAACCAGCUGAAUACCAAGAAUUAUUCGAUGGUUCCUCCAGUAACUUCUGCUAGAAACACAGAAUCUGGUCUGACACUAUAACAAAACAUCAAAUCUGAACAAACCAUAGAGAAAUGACUAGAAUAAUACUUGAUGUUCAUGAUGAUUGUGGUACAAGAUAGUUUUAAGUAUGUUUGAAAUAUCUGUCUGCUGUAGUCUUUUUGCUGUGUAUGCUGAAAUUUUUGUAUUCCAUUUAGUAUUUUUAUAGUCUGGGAAAAUAUUUUCUAAGACCAGUUUUAGACACGCUCUUAUUCCUAUAGUAAUAUUCAAUUUUCUSUAUCUGCUUAGUGGUUGGAAGAAGGCCAGAAGCUGAAUUCAGGCACUUUUUUCCAAAAGACUAAUGAUGGCUCAUUCCUUUUGACAAGUCCUAGAAUUGGAUCAAUUUUUAAAUCAUUUUCAUCAGUUUCAAAUGGCAAAUUCCAAUUGAUUUUUAAAUACGUUUUUAGAACUUUGUUACUAGAUAAUUAAUCUUUCUAAGGUAUUUUAUAUAUUAGAAGCAAUUAUUAUUAAAUCUGUGAUUUUGAAAUAAUGGUGCUAGUUCUCUUCAAAGAAAUGUAAAGUCCAAGUGAGAUCUCCAGUGUCAGUAGAAUUCCAGCCCC
Molecule: messenger RNA, 3030 nt
Organism: Urocitellus parryii (Arctic ground squirrel)
Lineage: Eukaryota; Metazoa; Chordata; Mammalia; Rodentia; Sciuridae
Gene: Pxylp1
Product: 2-phosphoxylose phosphatase 1
Biological process (GO): dephosphorylation; glycosaminoglycan biosynthetic process; chondroitin sulfate proteoglycan biosynthetic process
Cellular component (GO): Golgi apparatus
Molecular function (GO): phosphatase activity
Source: RefSeq, a predicted model, not a curated record